Messenger RNA from Babesia ovata, 633 nucleotides. RefSeq lists its product as uncharacterized. The transcript has a single exon. The record is from RefSeq and is a predicted model, not a curated record. NCBI's taxonomy places the organism in Eukaryota, Apicomplexa, Aconoidasida, Piroplasmida, Babesiidae. The coding region runs from base 1 to 633 and encodes 210 amino acids.
AUGUUUGCCAAGCUUUAUGUCACUUACAUCAGCACUGUUACUAAUCUGCCCAGCCGCCGCUGUAAUCGCCGCCUUGGCCGCAGCCUUGAUCUGCUCUUGAGCUUGUUGGUUGAACUCUCCAACGGCGGUGGGGAGGUUGUCCACCGCAGCGGCAAGCUCUUGUUUGACUUUGGUCCGAAAAUCAUUUUCAAUCUGGCUCUCAACCAUUUUCCUAACCACCGCCAACUUACUGUCCACGGCUUGCGCGGGGCUUACAUUUGGAUCGGUGCCUUGGUUGGUAGCAGUAGCCGCGGUGAGCUGUUUGUCAAGUUUUCUAGUCUCAUCAACUACUCUAUCCAAUUCGCUUGCGAUGCUUCUUUUGCUGCCCUUUUCUAUCCUGUAGUCGCCGAGCAGGAUAGAGUCAAUUUCGUUCGCCACCUGACUGGUGGUAGCGGAGAGACCCAGCAGCGUGGAUUCGACUGCUACUUUCAGGUAGUCUUUGCCACUUUUAUCCGCAUUCUGAAUCCCCUCGAAAAUCAUCUGAGAAAGCGUGCCAAUUCCCUCAUCCCUAAGUUUCUGAUCAAGCUCCCCGACAAAAUGCAGACAGGCUUUUUUCACAGAUUCAAUGGUUGUUUGUAUUUUGCCAUCAGUUAG